Adineta steineri is the source of this 669-nucleotide messenger RNA. Lineage: Eukaryota; Metazoa; Rotifera; Eurotatoria; Adinetida; Adinetidae. The record is from the annotation of a GenBank genome assembly.
AUGUUUUAUACAAUUCUAAGUCGUACAAGAAAAUUAAGUGAUAUUAUAAUCUUGGCAUAUGAUCGUAAAUCUUUCAAAGUAUCUAAAGUUGCACUUAAUGAAAUGUAUCGUCUUGAAACAAUUGAAAAAGAUUACCCGAUUAAUAUUGAACAAUAUUUAAGAACUGAAAGAUAUAUUGUUUGGUGUCUGCCUCAUUCCUAUGAUAUUGAUAAACCUUCAUCGAUAACAUCAAAAAGAAGUACUGAAUCAAUAUCAGAGCAUGUUAAUAUUAAACAAUUUAAACUUGAAAAGUCACAUUCAUUUACAAGAAAAUCUAAAAUAAAACCUCAAAACAUCAUUAUCUGUGAACAACAACAAGAAAAUUAUUAUGGUCGACAUGUUCUACGUGCAGUUUCUCAACGACUUGACUUAUUUAGUGAUGAAUAUUUAAAGGAAGUUGCUGAACAUAUAGCAGCUACUGAGCAAAUAUUACAACAUGAAAUCGCAGUAAAUGUUACAGAUUAUUAUUAUGAAAAUACUGGAGAUUAUAAUACUGAAAUACUAAAAGUUGCUCUUAGAAAUGUAUUCAGUAUUGAAUUUAUACAAAUUAAUACAUUAGAAACAAAUACUAAUUCUGAACAAAGUCUAAUUCUAUCUAAUAUUCACAAUGUUCAAGCAUUAAUUAUUUAA